This is a messenger RNA of Saccostrea cuccullata (small rock oyster), 816 nucleotides long. Its product is annotated as ragulator complex protein LAMTOR3-A-like. Gene Ontology annotation, cellular component: Ragulator complex. NCBI's taxonomy places the organism in Eukaryota, Metazoa, Mollusca, Bivalvia, Ostreida, Ostreidae. The transcript is spliced from 6 exons. Gene Ontology annotation, biological process: positive regulation of TOR signaling; cellular response to amino acid stimulus. The coding region runs from base 65 to 436 and encodes 123 amino acids. The record is from RefSeq and is a predicted model, not a curated record.
CUGUUGUGCAGACGUGUAUGAAUAGGUUAACGCACGACUGCUGAGAAUCGACUACACCGAAAUAAUGGAAGAAGCGAAAAAUUAUCUCUCAAAAUUGAGCAGCACGGUGGACGGACUACUUGCUAUUGUGAUUACUGAUCGAGAUGGCAUCCCAUUGUUAAAAGUUGCCAUGGACCAGGUCCCAGAACAAGCACUGCGGCACAGUUUUUUGAGUACGUUUGGAACAGCCACAGAGCAAGCUAAUAAACUAGGACUCAAACAGAGCAAAUCUGUUAUAUCCAUGUUUAAAAAUUAUCAGGUUGUACAAAUAAACAAAUUUCCACUAAUUGUAACAUUUAUAGCAGAAAGUGAUGCAAAUACAGGCUUGCUGCUUAAUUUGGAAGCAGACAUGCGAGAUUUACUGAAUGAUCUCCAGCGAGUUGUACCGCCUUCCUAGACACACCAUUACUACACAGAAUGGACUAGGGCAAAAAGUGCAAUUUUUAUUAACGUCUUUGUUUGCAGUUGGACAGUUUCCUUGGUAACAGAGGAUAGAAUGCAACAUCUAUAUAUAACUUGACAACUUGUUAAUCAUGUACAAUAUUUGUCUAAUCUCUAUAUUGGUGCUUGUGAUUAUGAAGACUUGCUCUAGUAUUUUUUGAAAAUAUUAUUACCCCCUUCAGAUGAGAGAUAAAUUGAUUCUGCAUAUUCUUCUAGACAUUUUUAAAUAAAAUAGAUUAUCUUGUCAUUUAUGCACUGCUGGCAUGAGGUAUAGAGACUUACCAUUUCUUAAUUCUGUUAAUUCAUUUGUAUUUCUCUUAAUAUUUGUUUUUUUUA